CUGACCACAGGGUCCUCUUCUUCUCCAAGACCCUCGAGCUGCCCUCUGAGCGCGGGUUCAGGCGAGGGGGGAUGGCUGCCGGGGAUCUGCGCGUUCUGCUGCUCGCUUUCUUCAUGGUCCAGGUGGGUUAUGGAGACGUCCAGGAGGACACCGCCCCAUCGUUGGCCUUUGUGUUUGAUGUCACCGGCUCGAUGUACGAUGACCUCAGACAGGUGAUCGAAGGGGCCAACCGGAUCUUGGAGCGCACUCUGAACCGCAGGACGAAGGCCAUCGGCAGUUAUGUCCUGGUUCCAUUUCACGAUCCAGAGAUCGGACCCAUGACUAUAACGACAGACCCCGAAAAAUUCAAGCGGGAGCUGAAGGAGCUGUACGUCCAGGGAGGUGGAGACUGCCCAGAGAUGAGCGUCGGGGCAAUUAAGUUGGCCGUAGAGGUAUCCAACCCAGGAUCAUUCAUCUAUGUGUUCACGGACGCCCGAGCCAAGGAUUACAGGAAGAAGCAAGAGGUUCUGCAGCUGCUGCAGCUGAAACAAUCUCAAGUGGUCUUUGUGCUGACUGGGGACUGCGGGGACAGGAGUCACCAGGGCUACCGAGUCUACGAAGAGAUCGCGGCCACCAGCUCCGGGCAAAUAUUCCACCUGGACAAGCAGCAGGUUAACGAAGUGUUGAAAUGGGUGGAGGAGGCCAUCCAGGCUUCCAAGGUCCACCUGCUGUCCACCGACCACGAGACAGCCGGAGAGAGAAACUGGAAAAUCCCAUUUGAUCCCAGCCUCAAAGAAGUGACCAUAUCAUUGAGCGGGCCGGACCCUGAUAUACAGAUCACCGAUCCCACCGGAAGAGUGCUUUCCGUGAGCCAGGGGCUGGAGGAGUUGCUAACAAUCCCUAAUUCGGCUCUGGUCCUAGGCCUGAAGCCAACGGUUCCUGGAAUCUGGACUAUCAAGAUUGGCAGCAGCGGCCGUCACACGGUUAGAAUCACGGGGGUCAGCACUCUGGAUUUCCGUGCAGCUUUUUCCACGACCGCUGUUAUAGAUCCUUCUCGAGUGAUUGAACGUCCAAUACAAGGAAUCCCCAUCUCGGCCAUGAUCAACUGCAGCGGACUUUCUCCACCGGGAAAAGUGGAAGCCCUGGACCUUAUGCGUGUUUCGGGCGAAUCUUACUUCUCUCUGCCUGCUCAAAGGUUACCCUACAAACGCUCCAAGCAGUUGUGGUCGGUCCCCCAGUUUCAGGCUCCCAGGGAAAGCUUCUUCAUGAAGGUCCGCGGCACCGACCACGGAGGGCACCAGUUCCAGCGCCUCUCCAAUGUGGCUUACACCAGCGUAGUACCAGAUGUGCCCGCUGUGGCAAUGCCAGCUAAUAUACAGGGCUAUCAUCAGCGCCCGCUGGUCAUCCCUUGCUCUGUUGUCAGUGACAUUCCCUUUCGACUACGCUUCUCAAGGGAUGGGGAGAAGCUGGGAGACGAACGUCUUUUCCCGGAAUCUGGCAAUGCCACCUGGGAGGUGCCAUCUGCGUCCGGUCGUCAUGAAGGAGUUUAUGUGUGCACCGCAAUCAGCAAAGUAGGCGCAAGUUAUGCCCUCACCACGGUGUCCGUGGCAGAGCCUCCACCUACCAUCUCUGUCCUCCGUAACUAUACCGCCUCUCUCGGUGACCUGGCUGUCCUCUCGUGUCACGUCCUGGGAGACGUGCGUCAUAACCUCACCUGGGAAUAUGAUAAGAGAAUAUUGGACGAGGGAAGGCUAAGAAUCCUACAAAACUCUUCCCUGGAGAUUCGGAAUGUCCAGCCAAGCGAUGCCGGCCGUUACCUGUGCUCUGCCACCAAUAAUCACGGAGCUACUACCGCGACGGUCUGGCUCUCUGUUCAGGAACCUCCACGCAUACAGAUUGACUCAAGUGCCACUCAGCUGACCCUCGGAGGAGUAGUAAGGAUACGAUGUGACGUUUCGGGUCAUCCAGAACCUCGCAUCUCCUGGAGACACGGAGACCACCUUCUCAGCAACGACAGCAGAUAUACGAUCACCGAGGAUCACACGCUGCUGAUUAAGGAUGCGAGCCAAGACGAUGCGGGGAAAUACAGCUGUGUAGCUUCUAAUGAUUUAGGCACCGACGAGCAGUCCGUAAUCCUCACCUAUACAGAACUUCCAAAAGUCAGUGCUGUGAAAUCGUCUCUGCAAGUGCCGGUGGGAGAGGAUGCCGUUCUGGAGUGUAUGACGGAGGGGCUCCCUCCGCCGCUGGUCAUAUGGUACAAAGGAGAAGAGGAAUUGACGGGCUCUCUAAUCAACUCCGACAAAGGAGUUCUGAGGCUCCGGGAUGUGAAUGUAGAAGACGCAGGAGCGUAUACCUGCGUGGCAUCCAACGAGGCAGGAACAUCGUCCGACGUCAUCCACGUGGAAGUGGGCAUACCACCACAAUUCACCGACUUCCCCGUGGAUGUUGAAGUAGAGGUUGGGGAGAGUGUCCUGCUGACCUGCGGCGCUGACGGAAGUCCCACGCCGCGCGUAACCUGGUCCAAGCAGGAUGGAGGUCUGGUGGAACCAUCUGAAACAGCAGAGAUUAUUGAGAGCCCUGGAGCGAGUACAGUCCAUAUCAAAGUCGCCAGGCCUGAGGAUGCUGCGGUGUAUGUGUGUGAGGCACGGAAUCCAUUUGGUUGGGUCCAAGCCGAAAUCCUGCUCAGUGUUACAGGACUAGUUGCUCCCAUGGUGGCUACAACAACCUCCGAGGUCACUGUGAUAGAAGGACGUCCCGCAUCUCUACCGUGUUCCAUCAUGGCUGGAAAUCCACCCCCUGUCCAACGCUGGCUGAAAGACUCAAAAACGCUGCAGUUUCAGUGGCGCCACUCUGUGGACGGAGAAGGAGCAUUACACAUAGAACCGGCGCUAAGGGAGGACACCGGAAAGUACACCUGCCUACUGGCCAACUCCGCCGGGUCAUCUAAUCAUAGCAUCGACCUGCGUGUUCACGUUGUUCCCACCAUUGUACCUGGUCCAGCUGAACAUACUACUCUGGAAGGCAGGGUGGUUAUGCUGCCAUGUGAUGCCAGAGGACAUCCGAGUCCUGUUGUCACGUGGGCAAAGGGAGAAGAAGUCCUGACCCCAGAGAGCACCCGCUAUCACGUCAACAGAGAUGGAAGCCUCUCGAUACCGCUGCCAUCCGGUGCCGACACCGGGCUAUACACCUGUACAGCUACCAACCCGGCUGGCACCGCCAGCAAAGAAAUUCAACUCAUCGUGCACACAAAGCCCAGAAUAAAUGUGAAUGGGUCACAUGAUCUCGGUGUUCCAAUCCAUGUGGUGGCAGCUUUGGGCUCCGAAGUCGAUUUGCCGUGUGAGGCACAUGGAACGCCGCUGCCCGUAGUAUCUUGGAAAAAAGAUUCCUUCCCAUUGCCGAUCAUCUCUUCCAGACAUAACAUCCUCCCGUCAUGGUCUCUCAGACUCUCUGAGUUGAGAGUAAUGGACAGCGGAUAUUAUACUUGCCUGGCAUCCAGCCCCGCAGGGAACACGUCGCUAACCUACAGCGUGGAGGUGCAAGUUCCACCACGUGUCCAUCCCGGACCCAAGGUUCUGAAGGCACUUCUUGGGCGUACGCUGUCACUGCCCUGUGUGGCGCAUGGAGAUCCAAUGCCAAGGCUCAGCUGGUUUAAAGAUGGAGUGGCGGUUAGAGUUGGCGAUCAGGAUUCCCUGCCAGGCCCUGAUGGAAGUAUUAGUGUACUGGAGGUCCAGCUUUCUGACUCUGGGAGUUACCGCUGUGUGGCCUCAAGCAGCGCCGGGGAGGACUCAUUGGAGUUCAGACUGGAUGUCCUGGAACCCCCGAACUUUGAAGAUGGCUCAGAUGUUUUGUUGGAGAAGACUGCUUAUGAACCAGUUAUCCUUUCAUGUCCAGUGCAAGGAACUCCCAUGCCUCUCAUUCGCUGGCUGAAAAAUGGAGUAAUGCUUACUGGCAUCCUCCCAGGAACGGCCCAGCUAGGCAAUGGGUCCUUGCUGAUUGAGACCCCUUUGCCCAGUCACAGUGGAGAUUAUGUAUGUUUGGCAACUAAUGAAGCCGGUUCUGCCAGGAGGAAAACUAAACUAGUAGUUUACGCUCCGCCUAAGAUUCUUGAAGAUGGACAAGGCCAGAAUAUAUCGGUGAUGGCCAAUCAGCCUCUGAACUUGAUGUGUGAAGUGACGGGUGUCCCGUUCCCUACAUUAACCUGGCGGAAAGACGGCAAAACGCUUACCGAUGCUCCUGGCCUUAGCCUACAAGCUGCUGGACAAUCUCUACGCUUCCACCGAAUUCGCAAGGUCGAUUCAGGUUCAUAUACUUGCAGUGCGGUGAACCGAGCAGGAGAAGCUCAACGUACCUUCAACAUCAUAAUACUUGUGCCACCAUCGAUUUAUGGUUCUGGCAUCAUCCAUGAUUUGACAGCGCGAGAAGGAUCAGAGGUCGAGCUGGAUUGUAGAGCAUCCGGUGUUCCGAGGCCGCAGGUGGAAUGGACAAAAGGCGGACAGCCUCUGUCUCCUGGGGACUCCCACAUUGAGAUCUUAGAAGAAGGGCAGCUACUUCGAGUCAAUAAAACAAGGCUUUCCGACCACGGCAGGUAUCAGUGUUUGGCCUUCAACCAUGCAGGUCAACAAGUCAAGGACUUCAACCUGAAGGUUCACACACCACCCAUGAUCUGGUCUUCUAAUGAGACAACAGAGGUGACCUCUCUACUUCACGGCUCUGUGGAGCUGAAGUGCGAAGCCCGCGGAUCCCCCGCUCCCGGUAUAACAUGGUUUAAGGACAAACGUCCCAUAGUAUCCAGUUCGAGAGCCGCCUACAAGGAGAAUGGCAGAAGCCUGCAGCUCAGCAGGGUGCAACUGUCCGAUGUCGGCACAUACACUUGUAGAGCCAGUAACCACGCGGGCACAGCUGAGAAAUCAUACAGCCUGGAGGUUUAUGUUGCUCCUGAUAUCGAAGGUGGAGGUGGAAAGCCGGUGGCCGUUAAAGCCGUCGUUGGACACUCUCUUGAGUUAGAGUGCUCUGCAACUGGCCACCCUCCCCCAACCUUAUCCUGGCUGAAGGACGGGCUCAUGGCGUCGGAGAGAGAUGGUUUGAGGAUUAAGGAUGGCGGCCGGACCCUACACAUCGAGACAGUGAAUGAAAGCACGCAGGGGACAUUUACCUGUAUAGCUAUCAGCCUUGCUGGGGAGAAUGUCCUACAAUAUUCUGUCACAGUUCUUGUGCCACCUAAAGUCUUGAUUGGUGAAGGGUCUGGACUUAUGAUGGUGACCGAAAGAGAACCGUUGGUUCUUUCCUGCCAUGUUAAUGGAAUCCCAGCUCCAACGGUCUGGUGGUUGAAAAAUGGUUUCCCGAUUGGGGAUCAGGGUGAUGUAGAGGUUUUAGAUGAGGGAAGGACCAUAGCUAUCCGUCACGUACACCCCAUCCAUGGUGGCCAAUAUGUGUGUAAAGCUGAAAGUGACGCCGGAACAGCAGAAGCAGCAGUAGAUGUGGCCGUGCAAGAUCUUCCCGUGGUCAGCAUCAUCGGGGGCAGUAGCGUUUCCGCCACGUUCCGGGAAUCUCUGCUUUUGGAAUGUGAUGUUUCAGGAACGCCAACCCCGUCUGUGAGCUGGUGGAAAGAUGGCGUAGUCUUACCAUCAGAUGGACCUAAGUUGCAGAUCGCUUCCAUAUCCCUGGAUGACGAGGGAGUUUAUACCUGUGUGGCUACAAAUCCGGCAGGGGAAGGGAGACAAGACGUGUUCCUGAACGUGCUGGUUCCUCCUAAUAUCGAACCUACCGAUGUGAAUCAUACGGCGGUGGAAAAUCUCCCUGCAUCCUUGGAGUGUCUGGUUUCUGGAAGCCCGUUUCCCGUUGUGUCUUGGUACAAAGGAGAACAGCUAUUGACGUCCAUGCCUGGAAUUACCCUGUUAAACGAGGGCAGAACAUUGCAGUUUGAGAAAGUUCACGGCACGGACAGUGGGGAGUAUCGCUGCGUGGCAUAUAACGAGGCUGGUACCAGCGAGCUCCUGUAUACCCUGGAAGUUUAUGUGCCUCCCAGGAUCGUGUCGUUGACGGACGUUGCCACCUUUUUGGUGAACGAGCGAGUCUGGUUAGAAUGUAAUGCCACCGGGGCGCCCGAACCAACAGUCAUGUGGCUGAAGGACAAGGUCCCAGUGUCUACGGCACAUGCUGGGCUGCAGAUUUUGGAGCAGGGGCGACUGCUCUCCCUGUCUGCAGUUCAAGUGUCCGACUCUGGAAUAUACACCUGCGUUGCCAUUAAUCCUGCCGGGGAAGACAGUCGAGAUACUGAUCUACAGGUAUAUGUGCCCCCGAGCAUCCUGGGAGAAGAGAUUAAUACCACGGCCAGUGUGAACCAACCAUUUAUUCUCGAGUGCCAUAGUACAGCCAUCCCUCCCCCCACCAUUAGCUGGCUGAAAGAUGGUCGGCCCCUUCCCAAAAGACAGGGGAUCCAAGUCACUGAGGAUGGACGCUACCUGCAGGUUGAACGUGCCCAGUUACGAGAUGCCGGGAGAUACACGUGCGAGGCCUCCAACGAUGCUGGGCGUUCGGAGAAGCACUACAAUGUCAUUGUCUGGGUCCCACCAACCUUCUCCGGAUCCUCUGGUCCACCUCAGUCUGUGAUAGAAGGGCAAUCGGUCAGCUUUACCUGCGAAUGUCAUGGGGUUCCUUCCCCAUCUCUAAAUUGGCUUAAGAAUGGAUCUCCCCUUGAGAUGAAGGACUCUGAGCACCUCCUGGUGUCCGGCGGUGGCAGGCUGCUGCAGAUUAAUAAGGUUCAGGUGGCAGAUGAAGGCUCUUACACCUGCGUGUGCAACAAUGAGGCUGGAAGCAGUGAGAGGGAUUACUGGCUGGAGGUUUAUGCUGCACCAGUGAUCACAGGUAACACACCUGUCCCCAAACAAUUCUCAGUGACCGGAGGUGACCGGGUCACCAUGGAAUGUAUGGCGAGUGGGAAACCUACCCCUUCGGUGACUUGGCUAAAGGACGGUUAUCCUCUUGGAAGUACACAAGACCUCGUCUUGGACAACAAGGGUCAGCAGCUGACUAUCUUUAAUGCCCAACCUUCCCACUCCGGCCGCUAUGUCUGUGUGGCUGUGAAUGCAGCAGGACAGGUGGACAUGAAAUAUGAAUUGUCGGUGAUAGUUCCCCCAGAAAUCACAAACACGCAGAGAGAACCAUUGAAUGUAUCUGUCGCUGUGCAUGGAACCUUCAUGCUAACCUGCGAAGCUACAGGGAUCCCUCCUCCGGUAAUCACAUGGCACCGAAACAACAACCCCCUCUCCCUGGGAGACAACGUGCACCUUCAGUCCGGUGGGCGAGUUCUGAAGUUGGCUUAUGCCCAGAUCCAAGAUGGUGGACUCUACUCUUGUUUGGUGUCUAAUGCCGCCGGACAAGCCAAGAAGGAUUUCAUUGUAGAUAUUCUUGUUCCUCCCAGCAUUGAUGAUGACGAGAAAGACGAAGACUUAAGAGUGAAGGUCGGUCAGUCUGUCCUGCUUCAAUGCAGAGUCUCAGGUCACCCAAAACCGGAGAUUACCUGGUUCAGGGAUUCCCUGCCCGUACAGAGCGGAGAUGGGAUUACGAUAUCUCAAGAUGGGUCUGAGCUCUACAUUAAUGAUGCCAGCGUCUUCAUUGCCGGCCACUACACUUGUCUGGCCACUAAUCCCAUUGCAGAGAAAAGAAAACACUUUAUCUUGACCGUGUUGGUAAGCCCGACAAUCUCUGGAACUCUUGAUGAAAGUCCCACAGAAGAUGUCAUUGUCCUUGUUAACAACCCGCUCUCUCUAAUCUGUGAAGCUUUGGGCUUCCCUAUUCCAACGGUUACAUGGCUGAAAAAUGGGGAGCCAUUCCAUGAUUCUAGCAACCUGAGAAUUCUUCCGGGUGGACAUGGGUUGCAGAUCCUUAACGCCCAAGAAGAAGACGCUGGACAGUACAGCUGCGUGGUCACCAAUGAGGUUGGAGAAGCCAUUAGGAAUUAUGAAGUCAAAGUCUUCAUUCCUCCCCAGAUCAAACGAGAUGACACCAGCCAAGACGGGAGUAUCAAGCAAGUAAAGACCAAAGUGAACAGCAGCCUGACUCUACAGUGUGAGUCCCGGGCCGUGCCAAAGCCAAGUCUGCAUUGGUACAAAGACGGCCAGCUGCUGGAGAGCGCCGGUACCCUUCAGGUUUUGGAGGAAGGGCAGGUGCUGCAGAUCCAGCCCAUCCGUAUCACCGACUCCGGGCGUUAUACGUGCGUGGCCACCAACGUGGCUGGAGAAGACGAAAGAGAAUUUUAUGUGAAUGUACAGGUCCCCCCAAUUUUCCACAGGCCCGGAAGCCUCAGUGCCGCCUUAGAACUUUCCUUCAGAGAAGAUGACGAGGAAGAGUUGACGGAGCACAGAGAAGUUGCUGCCGCCAACCCCAUUUCUCUGUACUGUGAUACUAAUGCCAUUCCUCCUCCAACUCUAACCUGGUUCAAAGACGGGCAACCCAUCUCUGCCUCAGAGGGAGUGCUAGUGCUGUUAGAGGGACGUAUCUUGCAGAUACCCAUGGCCAGAGCGGAGCAUGCUGGGAAGUACACGUGUGAGGCCACCAAUGAAGCUGGAGAGGACAGACUGCACUAUGAGCUUGUGGUACUCGUACCCCCAAUGAUGAUAGGAGGGGUAAGUGAUCUGAUCCAGGAGGUAUCCGUUGUAGUCAACCAAACCGCAGAACUCAUCUGCGAGGCCACAGGGACUCCCCCGCCAACCAUCACUUGGCUUAGAAGCGGGCAAACACUCAACACUGGUGAUCAAUACCAACUCCUGGACGAGGGGAGGCGUUUGCAGAUCCUAACUGCGCAGGUAUCCGAUAUAGACAGCUAUGUCUGCCUGGCCGAGAACGCUGCCGGUUUCUCGGAGAGACUCUUCACGCUGACCGUUCAUGUUCCACCCAUAAUCCUCGGACCCAACCCGGAAGACAUCAGCGCGGUCCUACACAGCCCCAUCUCUCUAGUGUGCGAUGUGCAGUCACAUCUUAAUGUUGAGAUAACCUGGUACAAGGAUGGAGAAAUUCUUCUACCUGGAAAUGGUCUUCUCCUCAUGCCAGGUGGUCAGGUUCUACAAAUCGCACGUGUUCAACCCUCUAACCAAGGAACCUACACCUGCAAGGUAGAGAACCCAGCAGGAUCCGACGAGAAACUCACCAACCUUGUUAUCCACGUCCCACCCAGCAUCAGAGAGCCUCCUAAUGCCAAAAAGGAGACCGUUCUACGCCUGGGAGAGACCCUGACCUUACAGUGCGAGUCGGACGCUGUGCCCGAGCCCACAGUCACCUGGUAUAAAGAUGGGGACUUGCUUACAGAAGACAGUGGAGUCCUUAUCCACAAAAAUGGGCAGCACUUGGAAAUCCGGGAUGUGGAGGCAUCCCAUAAGGGGCUCUACACCUGCAAAGUGGCUAACGUCGCUGGAGAGGUUGAAUUGACAUUUACAGUCAUCGUCCAGAUUCCAGCCGCCAUCACUCAUCCACAGAAUGAAACUAUACAGUUGAUUCUUGGGAAUUCCAUAGUCCUCUCCUGUGAGGUUGAAGGCUUCCCUCCUCCCAAAGUCACAUGGCUGAAAGACGGAGAGCCUUUAGACCAUGCGGUGGAGCAGGGGGUGUCUAUAAGGGGCAGCCGUCUGCAGAUCAGCCGGAUCCAGGCCUUCCAUGCUGGGCAGUACACCUGCAUUGCCCAAAACCACCUCUCCGAGGCGUACAAAACCUUUCUCCUCUCGGUACAAGUGGCACCAAAGAUCCUCAGAUCGGAGAUUCCCAGUGAGCGGAACAUCCAGGAAAAGCAAGAGGUGUCCCUGGAGUGUAAGGCUGAAGGGACCCCAGCCCCCCAGAUCUUAUGGCUUAAAGAUGGAAGACCUCUGGAUCCGAUCUCAACGCCAAAUGUUCAGGUGUCUGACGAUGGCAGCGUCCUUCUUCUGAAAUCUCUACAGCCCUCUAACUCCGGCCACUAUAUCUGCAUGGCGCAAAACGUUGCUGGAGAAGACACCAAGGUUUUUGUGCUGAAUGUUUUGGUUCCUCCGGUGUUUGAAUCGGGAUCUAAUGUUUCGGAGGUGCUCAGCGGUGUUCCAGGGGGGCAGGUGACAUUGGAGUGUCACGCAAGUGGAUCCCUUCCCAUGCAGCUCACCUGGCUGAAGGACGGCAUCCAGCUUCCUUCCUCGCGCUUUGUGAGAGUCUCCUCUGGAGGACGUAUCCUCCGUAUAUCCCAGUUGCAAGUUUCAGAUGCAGGAACCUAUACAUGCGUAGCCUCCAGCCCUGCCGGGACCGCAGAGAAGAGCUUCAUCCUGCAUGUGGAAAGUUUGCCAGUGGUGGAGAGGUCGGAGAGCACAGAGGAGGUGACGGCGGUUGCGGGGGCUUCUGUGACUUUCACCUGUGAAGCCCAUGGGACCCCCCGUCCGUCGCUUUCCUGGGAGAAGGACGGAGAACCGUUAAACCUGCAGAGUAACCUGCUGCCGAACGGUCUGGGGAGCCGGCUUCAUCUGGACUCGGUCCACGCGAGGCAUUCGGGGCUUUAUUCCUGCGUGGCCUUGAAUGCAGCUGGGAAGGUCAGCAAGCACUUCCGUCUCUCUGUGCUUGAACCUCCUAGGAUUGAGGGUCCAGCUUUACCAGCAGAGGUGUCGGUGGUUGAAGAUGAUCCCCUGGAAUUAGUGUGCAACGCAGGGGGCAUUCCCGCCCCUGAAAUCACCUGGGAGAAGGAUGGGCGCCCGUUAUCCCGCCCCGACAUAAUUACUAGAAACGGAACCGUCCUCAGGAUAGACGCAAUGAAGGCCGAGGAUGCCGGAAUAUAUGUGUGUCUGGCGACCAGCGCAGCCGGAAGGGAUUCUAGGGCCGUCUGGGUGCGGAUGAAAGUCCCCCCCAGCGUUGUUGGACCCAACGAGCCCCGUUCACUCUCGGUGUCCGUCGGAGGUCAGCUAGUACUGGAAUGCAGAGUGGCAGCGGAUCCUGCGCCUACCAUCCAGUGGUUCAGGGAUGACGUCCCCCUCCAGGUGGAUAGUCGGAUGCAGAUUUUGUCCAAGGGCCGAUACGUCCAGAUUCAUAACCUUCAGGCCUCAGACACCGGGACAUACACUUGCGUGGCCACUAACCCAGCAGGCAAAGCCAGUUUGCACUUCAUUGUGGAAAUUCAACUCGCACCUCUGAUUCAGCCUGGGCCGUCGGUGGUGAGCGCUGCUGUUAACCAGACAGCUGUGUUGCCCUGUAAGGUGGAGGGCAUCCCCACACCCGCUGUGACGUGGACAAAGGAUGGUAGCAAGCUCUCAGUGGAAACGUCCAGGCUGGAGUUCCUUGCUGACGGCUCCCUGCGCAUUCCGCAGACUCUUCUACAGGAUUCCGGGUACUAUCUCUGCACAGCCUCCAACACGGCGGGAUUGGCGCGUCGGGGCAUUGAACUACGCGCCUUUGUUAACGGAGGCUUUUCAGAAUGGCAGGAAUGGGGUCCUUGCACAAGGACCUGCGGACAGGGAGUCCAAGAAAGAGUCCGGCUAUGUAACAACCCACCCCCCGCCAACGGAGGGAGACCCUGUGCUGGCAGAGAUGUGGACGUGAGGACCUGCAAUUUACCUCUCUGCCCAGUGGAUGGAUCGUGGUCACUUUGGGGCAGCUGGUCCCAUUGCUCGUCAACCUGCGGAGAAGGUUCCCGCCAGCGCACCCGCUCCUGUUCCUCUCCUCCCCCACAGAACGGGGGCAAAGCAUGUGGCGGAAAAGACGCGGAAGCAACCGCCUGCCAGCUACCACCAUGCCAAGUUGUCCCUUCCCGCGUCCGCGCCAGCCUCAUCGGAAUAAUUAACGACCAGGAUUUUGGGAUCUCCUCUCUCAGCGCCAACAUGACCGAAGACCCCUUGUCUCGGACCACUACCAUCACAAGCAGCAUCGAGAACAUCCCACCCAGCGUGGGACCUCUGAUGAAGGUGCUGGUUUCCGUGAUCGCUCCUCUCUACUGGACAGCGGCUUUUCCCCAAGACAACGCGGUUAACGGGUUCUCCCUGACAAAAGGUGUCUUCCGGAAAGAGUCCCUAGUGGAAUUUGCUACAGGUGAGCUCCUGCGCGUCACGCACAUCGCUCGGGGUCUGGAUACCGAUGGGAUCUUAUGGUUUGAUAUUGUCAUCAAUGGAUUUGUACCAGAGACAGUAGCAUCUUCAGAUGUGGUCCUCCAGGAGUUCGUUGAGACCUACAUACAGACAGGGGCUGGUCAUAUAAAUGCCUUGACAUCCCCCACCAUUGUUAAAGACGGCACUUUCCUGUCCCUUCGUUGUAAUCACACAAUAGAGUACAAUCCUACCUUGGGUCGUCAACGCAAACUCACACAGCGGGUACACGUCAGCUCCAUCAGAUCUUCAUACCUUCCAGGAUCGGAAGAGCUUCACUUCCAGCUGAAAGCCUCUCUCCGGGAAGGGGUGAACGGUGGCGCCUGCCCUGUGGGGUUUGUACAGUCGGCAGAUUCGUACUGUGCAGAUGAGGAUGAGUGUGAGCGCCACACUCCCUGCUCUCACACUUGUCACAACAUCCCGGGUAGUUUCACCUGCUCCUGCCCGGUGGGAUACGCUUUAUCAUCGGACAACCGGAACUGCAGGGAUGUGAAUGAAUGCAGCCUGGGAACCCACCAAUGUCCAGCGGGGCAGGAAUGUAUAAACACAGCCGGAUCAUACCGCUGUCUCUUGCGCUGUGGGCCUGGUUACCGACCCAACUCGGAGGGAACCGCUUGCGAAGAUGUUGAUGAGUGUGCCCAGUCGUCACCGUGCCAGCAGAGAUGUCUCAAUACCAUCGGCUCGUACAGAUGUGCCUGUGAUCCCGGGUACCAGAUUAAAGGAACUCGCUGUGUGGACAUUAACGAGUGCCUGAGAGGUGUGUGCCAACCCCAGCAACACUGUAAGAAUACAGUCGGUAGUUACCAGUGUACAGACACCUGCCCGGCGGGCACGACUCGCUCAGAGGCUGGAGCCUGCACCGAUAUUGAUGAAUGCCGAGAUGGUUCUCACCUGUGCCGCUACAACCAGAUCUGCGAGAACACUGUUGGUGGAUAUCGCUGUUCCUGCCCCCGUGGCUACAGGUCCCAAGGUGUUGGAAGACCUUGCCUUGACAUUAACGAGUGCCAGCAGGUACCCAAACCCUGCGCAUACCAGUGUCAGAACGUGGCAGGCAGCUACAAAUGUCUGUGCCCGCCGGGAAGGAAUCUUCUAGGAGACGGCAGGUCCUGCGCCGGGCUGGAGAGGCUUGGAAACACCUCAGCCUUUGGCCAUGCGGGAGCUCAACUGGAGAACGCGCUGAACAAUGGAAGAAUCCAUGGAAAUAAUAUAUACACCUGGCUGUCCUACAGCCAGAACAGCAACUUGAUGGGACAGAACAACCCUGCCCGCUGUCCCCAAGGGUUUAUGCGAAGGAAUGGGAUAUGUACAGAUAUAGACGAAUGCCAGCAGCGCAGUCCCUGCCAACACGAAUGUAGAAACACAGAGGGCAGUUACCAAUGUUUGUGCCCCGCUGGCUACAGGCUGCUUCCCAACAACAGAAACUGCCAGGACGUUGAUGAAUGUUCAGAGCACAGAGUCAGCUGUGGACCCAACCAGAUGUGCUUCAACACCAGAGGGGGGUAUCAGUGUCUCGAUACGCCGUGUCCCGCCACGUACACAAAAGGUCCAAGUCCGGGGACCUGUUAUCGGCGGUGCCUGUCGGACUGCAGCUCCGGUGGACCCUACAGCCUGCAAUACAAGCUUCUGACUCUUCCUUAUGGCAUUCCCGCCAAUCAUGAUGUCAUCCGGCUUAGCGCCUUCUCGGAGGGGGGCGUUCUCCAAAACCAGACUAGCUUCACCGCUCUCGAGCAGGACUCCAGCACCCAUUUCGCUAUCCGCGAUGACGGAGGUCACGGCAUCAUCUACAGUUUGAGGCCGUUGGACACCUCCGGGGUUUACAGAAUGAAGGUCCAGGCGGUGACGCACAACGAGCAGCAGGGGAUCCGAUAUCAAAGCGUCUUCAUCAUUUUUAUCUCUGUUUCCCCGUAUCCCUACUGAAAAUCCAACAGCACCUGAGGGUGUGUGGGUGGGGGGGGGGGUUACGAGAUGCUUAAUUGUGCCCUUUGGUGCCAACCAGUGUGAACGUUCCAUGCCGGGUCAUAAUUAGACAUCUUCCAUCAUCUCAACAAAGGCUAUAGAUUGAACCGCAGGCCCAAUAGCGAUGAGGUCACCACAGCGGACAGAACGAAAGAAGGUCAUUCUCUCGGAGCUUAAAUGGAAGGAGGACACGUGCUAAAAAAAAGGUUGGAAAAGGUAAAAUGGGAGAAACGGGUGACGGUAGUGAGUGAAGUAAUAAAAGGUACACAACUGCUGGAUAUUUGGCAGUCAGACGACCUGGUAUUUCAAAAGAGCUGUUGAAACCUGCUGACAUAAAAGCCUCGCUCUAACGAUCAUGUGAGACUUUCGAACAAACAGAAGUGGCCUUCACUCAGGACAGACAAUUGAGAAUGGAAGAGACACAAUGUAUCAUCUGUGUCACCUCAGAGUGAUCAACCUGGGGGGGGGGGUUGGAGGAAGGGGUCCAUAACAGAACUUGGACAACUGGACGGCCAUUAACUUUACAACGCUAACCAAGUGUGAUUUUAACAC
Messenger RNA from Spea bombifrons (plains spadefoot toad), 14561 nucleotides. RefSeq names its product hemicentin 2 (gene HMCN2). NCBI's taxonomy places the organism in Eukaryota, Metazoa, Chordata, Amphibia, Anura, Pelobatidae. The transcript has 90 exons. Gene Ontology annotation, biological process: axon guidance; homophilic cell-cell adhesion; dendrite self-avoidance. Gene Ontology annotation, molecular function: cell-cell adhesion mediator activity; calcium ion binding. The record is from RefSeq and is a predicted model, not a curated record. Gene Ontology annotation, cellular component: plasma membrane; axon. Bases 72 to 13970 code for a protein of 4632 amino acids.